Cimex lectularius (bed bug) is the source of this 2640-nucleotide messenger RNA. It is a transcript of the gene Cog3, whose product is annotated as conserved oligomeric Golgi complex subunit 3. The record is from RefSeq and is a predicted model, not a curated record. The coding region runs from base 76 to 2481 and encodes 801 amino acids. Gene Ontology annotation, biological process: intracellular protein transport; Golgi organization; intra-Golgi vesicle-mediated transport. NCBI's taxonomy places the organism in Eukaryota, Metazoa, Arthropoda, Insecta, Hemiptera, Cimicidae. The transcript is spliced from 14 exons. Gene Ontology annotation, cellular component: cis-Golgi network; membrane; COG complex.
UCUGUGUAAAAUUAGACAUGGUACACACGUUACCUCCAGACUUGUCGUUAUCGGUUUAGUUUUAACAACAUAAAUAUGGAUUUGGUCAAUAAUAUGAUCGCCGAUUGGGAGAAUACCGUCAGACCUCUGGCACCUUUAAGUGUACAACAAAAAGAUUUAAUAUUGGAUAUGACUCAAGAAAUUAAACAAGUAGGACUGUUAACCCAUAAUAAACAGGCAAAGGUUGAAGAAGACAUGGAGUGUAAAAAUAGUAUUAGGAAAGAAAAAACUGAUCCUCAUAUGGUUAAUAAUAUCCGUGAGUUCAUAAAGUGGUACAUGAAAAAGGAGGAUGAAUGGUAUGAAAAAGAAGACGAUAACUUUAAAGAGUAUGUACAAUACCUUUUGGAAGAAAAAGGAGAAUGUUCAUUAUUACUUUCUCAGGUUGAUGAGUGUUUAGACCAUUUGAAACAAUUAGGAGUUGAGUAUGAAUUAGUAUCUAAUAAAACAAACUCACUUCAUCAGGUCAGCGAAGAACUCAUAUCAGAUCAAAUGAAAUUAACGGAAGUGAGAGAUGUAGUUAAAGCAAGACUGAACCAUUUCAAAUCGCUGGAGAGGAUUGUUAAAUAUUUGGACAAUACUAUGCUGAUCAUACAAAACCAUUCAAGCCUCAGGUCAAUUCUUGAUGAAAUAAAUGAUCAUAUCCAGUAUCACAAAUCACACAUGACUUAUAAAGAGAGUUACAGUUAUUUGUCACGUUAUGAGCAAUGUUUAAGGAGAUUGCUUGGCCUAAUACGCGAUUCUAUUAUUUCUGGUCUUAAAUUGGCAGCCCAGCAUGCAUCUGCAAGUAGUGCAAGCCAUUAUGCUAAAUUUCAAGUAGCAAAGACUAAUCUAAGACCUUUAAUCGCUCUCCUUGAGGAACGAGUUUCUCAUUCAAAUUUGUAUGAAACAACAUUAUCUCAAUGUCAUGAAGCUUAUGUUAGCGAACGGCAAGAAUUAAUAAGCCCUAGCGUCUUAAAAACAAUAGACGAACUUGUAGCAUCAAAUACAAUGAAAGGAGGAGUAGUUGACUUGUGUUCCUUAAUGAGAUCAGUUUGUGCUUUUCUCAUACACGUGUCGCUUGAUGAAUAUCAACUUUAUCAGCAAUUUUUCUCUAAACAAACAGACAUAUUUACAACAUACUUAGAGAGUUUGUGUGUUUGUCUUUAUGAUAAAACGAGGCCUUUGGUUAUUCACAUGAAACAUUUGGAGUCAUUGGCUGAGCUCUGUUCAAUUUUACAUUUGGAAAUGAUCCAGGAACAAGUUAACGCUAACGAAGAGGCUUUGAAAGCUUUUGGGAAUAUUGCAGAACAGCUUCUUCAAGACGUUCAAGAAAGGCUUGUUUUUAGAGCUCACAUGUACCUUAGGACAGACGUUGCCGAAUACAAACCAUCGCCAGGUGACCUGGCAUAUCCGGAAAAAUUACAUAUGAUGCAGAGCAUUGCUAACUCAUUACACGAACAGGAAUUAUCAUUAAGCAGAUCUGAAUCAAAAUCAUCUCUUACCUCUGGGAGCUCAUCUACAUCACAAGAGACGAGAUUGAACAAUCCCCUCUCAACAUUAAGUGGCAGUCCGGCGGAUUUACACGGGAUGUGGUACCCACCAGUAAGGAGAACGUUGCUUUGUCUCAGUCGACUUUAUCGGUGUGUUGAAAAGCCGACUUUUCAGGGUAUCUCUCAAGAAGCCUUGUCGCUGUGCAUGAAAAGUAUAAAAGAUGCUAGCCAACAAAUUUCUCUUAACAAGUCGCAUUUAGAUGGUGAAAUGUUUCAAAUAAAGCAUCUACUCAUUUUAAGAGAACAGAUUGCACCAUUCCAAGUUGAUUUUACUGUAAAAGAAAUGGCGCUCGACUUUUCUAAAACAAAAACCGCAGCUGCUCAACUUAUAAACAAAAGAACGAGGCUUUUUUCACUAAGUUCUAAUAAUUCGUUAUUAGAAUUUCUCCUAGAGGGUUCUCCAGAAGUAAGGGAACAAUGGUUGGAUUCCAGAAAAGAUGUAGACCGAGGCUUAAAAAGCUCAUGUGAAUCUUUUAUUUUGCACGCUACACACCAUUUAAUGCCAAAUUUCAUCAGCGUAUUAGAAAAGGCUGAGAACUGGGAUAAUAAAGAAGUUCUGUUGAAAAACACCAAAUGGGCGUCUCCUCAAGUUUUAUCUAUGCUGAUCCAGAGCACAAUAAAAAACAUCAAAUCUAAGCUCCCAGGGUUACAGUCAACGAUGCAACUGUAUUUAGCAAAUAGAGACACCGAGUUCAUCCUGUACCGUCCUAUCAAAAACAACGUGCUAGGGAAUUUUGCAAGGAUGCAACAUUUGUUGUCUACAUGUGGUUACACGAAGGAGGAGCAAUCGCAAAUAGGGUGCCCUACAUCAGAACAAGCUUAUAUAUUAGUGUCAUCCGCGUCUCUGCUUGGGCAACAGCAACAGGCUAGAAAAAUUUCAAAUGAUAAUGUUGAUGGAGGUGUUCAUAAAUGAACAGCAAUACUGUGAACUCAUUUUUUAAAAAUGUUUGUUUUUAUUUUAAAUAAAAUAAAUUUAUUUUUUAAACUUUAUUAUACUUUAAGUGCAAGGGUGACAAAUCUGUACCACCACUGUGUGAUCACUAUUAGACAACAACAAAAUUGUUUAAGUUUU